Messenger RNA from Trichoderma citrinoviride, 182 nucleotides. RefSeq lists its product as hypothetical. The record is from RefSeq and is a predicted model, not a curated record. Bases 1 to 153 code for a protein of 50 amino acids. NCBI's taxonomy places the organism in Eukaryota, Fungi, Ascomycota, Sordariomycetes, Hypocreales, Hypocreaceae. The transcript is spliced from 2 exons.
AUGUCCGAACCAGCAGCCGAUGCGUCCGCUUGGGACCGGUCCGAUGCCCGCUCGCGGCAGCCGCCGAUAGUCAACACCAUCCGCCGCAUCCGCCAGGCAUGCACGAAUUGCAUCGCAAAACCAGGUGUUCCGGCGAGCGCCCUCGCUGCAUGAACUGCCGCCGAGUCGAUCGCGUCUGUCAC